Saccostrea echinata is the source of this 4707-nucleotide messenger RNA. Its product is annotated as PR domain zinc finger protein 15-like. The coding region runs from base 1 to 4311 and encodes 1436 amino acids. The transcript has 8 exons. The record is from RefSeq and is a predicted model, not a curated record. Gene Ontology annotation, cellular component: nucleus. Gene Ontology annotation, molecular function: DNA binding; protein binding. Lineage: Eukaryota; Metazoa; Mollusca; Bivalvia; Ostreida; Ostreidae.
AUGGAAUACACCUGGGAAGGUUGUAAUGUUUGUGGUGAGAACCACACCACAGAAUGCUGUCCAGAGCUCGGACUUCUGCCAUCGGAAAUUCAAAAUCCAGCCACCACUAAAGCCAGAUUAACUCUGCCCCACUCCAUGUGUGUGGUAGAUUUAGGGGGACAGGAAGUGGCAGUGGUUGCUCAGAGUCCAAUAAACAGGAAGACCCAGUAUGGCCCGUUUGAAGCCAAAAAGACAACACAUGAAUUCAAUGAUGAUUCCUUAUUUCUUCUGAAGGUGAUAUUUAGAGAUUCCAUUGUUAGUCUGGAUACAACAAGUGAAAAUGAAUGUAAUUGGUUGUGUCUGGUGCGAGCUGCAACUGAUUCCAAUGAGCAGAACAUGAUAGCUUACCAGAUGGGAACCAGCAUAUACUACAGCACAAUCAGAGACAUAGUCGUGGGGGAGGAACUCAAGGUCUGGUAUGCUCCUCCAUAUGCCAAGAAAAUCGGCAAAAGCGUCGUACCUGAUGGAGUUAGCAGAGUAAUGCUAAAUAUGGAGGUGAUAUACCCCUCCAUUGAUGAGGUUCAGGAGAGUCUACCCCUCGAGGUCCCACAGGAACGUCCAACUCAGGGAGAGACAACUCUGCAGGGUAACACUCUAGCUAAUGAGAGCAACUUGAUUCAAUCAGAAGGCGGGGAGCAGGAGUUGUUACAGAUGACAAAUAAUACAGAAAAGACAGAUAGAGAGCAGCAGACCAUGUCUGUAUUAGAGCAGGCAGCCUCAGCUAGCACCACAGAGACUAAGGAGCCUGAGACUGAUGUUGUCACAGAGCGCACUGACCUACCCAAACAUCCCUGUCAGCGCUGUGAACAAAUUUUCACCUCGGAGAAUGAUCUGGCUCAUCAUCUAAUUCUUCACAUCACUCAGACUGAGGAAAAGCGUAAAAGAGGAAGACAUCCGAAAAAUCAUAAUGCCGUAAAUGCAGAUGGGGAAUUGCAAGAAAAUCAAGAAGAUGGCAAAGAGCAGCCGGCUGAGGAGGACUGGGAGGAACUGGAAAAUGAUGACCCCAGUGACCCAGACUUCACCGAUGCCAGUAAGGUGGCCUUCACUGUGUAUGAAUUGUCAUAUACAGACCGACCAAGGAGGAGCAUGAGGAGCAGACGGAAGAUAGACAAAGACUUCCUGUAUCUCUCAAAUGCUAAAAAGUCAAGAAAAACCAUUGAGAGAAAGGAAUUGUCUAGUGAGAAUUCUUCAGAAGAGACUCAGGGUUCAGAAUCUGAGGAUGUGAGAAAAACUAAUGAGAAAAGUCAGAGAGAAAGAGGAAGUGAUAAUCAUCAGGGCAAAGCAAAGAGGGGGAGGGGCCGACCAAGAAAGUAUCCAAUCAAAAAUCAAGAGAAUGUUGAGAAAGCUCCAUAUGCUGAUAUCCAUGUACAACCUACUCUAAUGGAAGGUGAAAAAACCAAAGGAGAUGCUGAAGAUGAGGUUUGUGAUGUUGAAUCUAGUAAUUUUAAAAAUCUAUCAGAUCCAAAAGACAAAGCUGAAACUGAUGUAGCCCUAGAGCAGGGAAAUGAGAAUUAUUCAGCAGUAGAUCAUUUUGAUUCUGGAGAAACAAAAGAACAGCCUAACCACGUUGUGCCCUCAGUUGCACUACUGGAAACAGAAAAUGUGAUGAAUUCAGAUUGUACAACAGAAGAAAUCAGAGAAAUGAAAAAAGUUGCUGUCUCAGAGGAAAUAAUUUCUGAAGGAGAAGCAGACAAUGAAAAAACUGCAUCAAACUGCUCCACAUCAGUGACUAAAAUUGGUGACGAUGCCAAUGAAUCAGAAGGGAAUGACACACAGCUGCCCGGCGACCAGCAGUGUGAGCCAGAAGAAAACAUGAAUACAACAAAACAGAAAAUAGAGUUAGAAAUGGAUGUUGAUGAGAUCAUGGAACCUCUUACCAACAUUGAUGAUAAAGCAGUUAUGAGUGAAAUGAAAAGAAUCAAAGCUCUUCAGAAACUAAGUUCCAAAUACAAGCAUGUGUGUAAACACUGUGGGAAACAUUUUAAAAGCAUACAUUAUCUCAAGUUACACAUACCAAUGCACACUGGGAAGUUUUCUUGCAAGUUCUGUGGAUUUAACUUUGCCAGAAAGGAUAGUAUGCUUAAACAUGACUGUAAAAUGAAGAAAGUUAUUAAACUACUGGAAAAAGACGGGAAAGACAUUUUUCAGUGUUUGCUGUGUUUGAUAGAAAUGGAGGACAUAAAGGAGGCAAGGGAACAUUAUUUAUCCCAUAAAAAGGACUUGAGAUGUAUUAACUGUAAUGAGGUAUUUGGUAAACAGCAGUUGCUUAGGGACCACAUCUGUCCUAAUGCAUCAGAGAAACCCAUCAAAUGUGACAUCUGUAAACACCCAUUUCCUUCACAGAAAUCACUGAUGCGACAUCUGGCCAUACACACAAACAUUUUUCAAUGCCCAAAUUGCCUUAAGACAUUUGCCAGAAAAGAUUCUCAGUUGAAACACAUUUUGGUGUGUUGUCCUGAAAGAGCUGAAGAAUACAAGGUUUAUGCUUGUAGCAAAUGUCGGAAAGGGUUCGCCACUAAGCUUGGCCUUGAUAAUCACGAGGCCCAGUGUCAACAGGAGUUCUGUGAUAACUGUAACAAAGUGUUUGAUUCUGUAGAUAUGCUAAGGAUACACCAAGAGACAUGUAAGCAAGUUAUUAACUAUGUCAAGAAAGAUAAAGUCCUUUUUUCCUGUGGUCUCUGCAAGAAGUCAUUCAGAAAUCUGAACUACUUAAAUCGGCAUAAGGAAAUGCAUAGAGAUCAGCUGGAGUGUAACAUUUGUAAAAAGAUAUUUAAAGCACCUAGUGAUCUAGAUGACCAUGUGCGCUUUUGUGUGGCUAACAGUAUUAUUAGUGAAAAAGGAAGUGCAGCAUGUGAAAUCUGUGGUACCUUCUUUUAUUCAACCAAGGCCUUUAGAGAACACUAUCAAACCCACACCCAUCCCUAUAGCUGUGACAGGUGUAAGAAACGAUUUAUCAAGAUUGGAACUCUUCACACUCAUCAGUGCCUACAGGAUACCUCUCUCAUGGAAUGUCACCAUUGUCAACAAAAGUUUCCUGGCCAGACGGCACUGAAAGCUCACAUCAAAAAGGAGCAUAGGAGGACAAUACAAUGUAAGGUCUGUCUGAAGAACUUCCUGGCUUAUAAAGAAUAUGAGACACAUACGUGUGUUGAUGAAUUUGGCAACCCUGCAGAAUUUGUUGCAGAGAGAGACAUGAAUUUGCUGGGAGAUAAACCCAUCUGUCAUGUGUGCGGGAAAGAAUUUACAACCACAAGCAAUCUUAAUAAACAUGUUAAAAUACAUGGUGAGAAAAAAGUAGAGUGUGAACACUGUGGGAAGAAAUUUCAUCAUGAGGAAUAUCUGAAGGUGCAUGUUGAAGGAGUUCAUGAGAAAAAGCACAAAUUCCAGUGUGAAGAAUGUGGAAAAUUUCUGACAUCCAAACCAGGUCUUGUCUCUCAUAUGAAACAGUUUCACUCAGAUGAGAAGGUGGUGUAUCCUUGCUCAGAGUGUGGAAAAGUCUUCAAUCAGAAGGGAAACCGCAAGAUUCACAUGUUUUCUCAUAUGAAAGAGAAACUUUUUAAAUGUGAUGAAUGUGAUAAAAUGUUUAAGUAUCCUGAACAGCUAAAGAAACACAGAUUUAUACACUCAGCUGGGGAGAAAUUGAAAUGCGAAUCUUGUGACAAAUUGUUUCCAAAGCAAGCUGAUUUAGAGAAGCACAUGCAAACAGCACAUAGUGGACUUAUGUAUGUGUGCAACAUUUGUAAUUCCCGCUGUGCACACAAACAUACAUUGCUCAGACAUUACAAAAGGAAGCAUCCCGAGUACAUAAUAUCCAGGGAAGAUGGUUUUGUGAAUUCAUUGGUCCAGAGAGUCGAUAUUGGAGAGGAAGCCCCAGUGGUAGCUUACAGUUACGUAAAUGACGCCAUUAGUGUUCCCAUGGAAACCGUCACCAUAGAAGAAAACACCUUACCUCAAGUAGCUGCUGAAGCCCUGAAGAGUUUAUCUAGUACCAUGGUAACCGGUGAUCAACAAAUCCUAUCAGCCAAUGGUAUACAGACUUUGACAUCAGCAGAUAUCAUAAAUGUGCCCAGUAUUGAUGGGAGUUUCCAAAUUCAGAAUCUGGUCCAUGACCCCAAUAAUCCAGAUGAUCAGCAAACUGUAGUUAUCCUCCAAAUUGUGAACCCAGAGAAUGAGCAGGGAGUGGUCACAGAGGAGGUCGAGGUCAUUGGAAAUGUAGUUGAUCUUCCAGAGGUCAAGGACACAGAUCAAGGACAAUUUGUUGCUUUGACAUAAUUUUUUUGUGUUGAAAGACUAAAUUUUAGUAUGCAUAAAAAAUUAUCAUAUUCUUUUGUAAAUCACUUAUAUUUCAUGAAACUUUAUUUGUGCAAGAAAGUAGCAUUUUAUCAUUUGCAAGUUUUCCUUAUCCCAAUGACAUCAGUAAUGAGAUACUUCCACAAGAUCUUUUUAUUUUCUUGUUGAGACAAACUCACAUAAUUACACAAAAAUUCAGUCUUCAUGAAUAAAACCUGAUUUAUGGUUACUCUGGAAUAGAAAAUAGUACAUUCCAGACAAGCUGUUUUACACUAUCUAAUAUUUUGAAUUUUGUAAGUUUUUUCAUGUUAACAAAUUUAAUGUGUAUUGUUAAAAUGAUAUAUUUACAUAAGUUGAUUUGGUGUUCAAUUUGUUAAU